Molecule: messenger RNA, 937 nt
Organism: Rubroshorea leprosula
Lineage: Eukaryota; Viridiplantae; Streptophyta; Magnoliopsida; Malvales; Dipterocarpaceae
Source: the annotation of a GenBank genome assembly
AAGAUUCAUGUUAUUUUAUUAGGUUCUGGGCAGUGUGAAUUGGUUCCUAUUUUUAAUUAACUGAUAGACUUGUUUCAGUUAAAUGGUUGAAUGGCCUGGCUGAGAAAACUAUAGGACUCUUCAAGUUUAGACUAUUCAACGUUAGCCCAGUUAGUCCAGUGCCAAAAUGUCAGGGGGAGUGAGUAUGUGCAGACCUGAAAUCGAGUGCUGGCUCCUGCAAGAGACAUCCCAACAGAAAAUAACAUAGAGACAUGGAUACAUGGCUUUACAUUAUGAUGCAAUCCUGCCUAGUUCAUGAAGUUUACAAGCUUUUGAAGACUAACUGGAUGUUACCUCUAUGCAUUUAAAAUUUCUAUUUUUUCAGGUUUACAAAUCAUCUAGUAUAAUGGUUUUGCCCCUCUAAUCUUGCAGCUGAGUUGAAGAAGAAAAACACAAAACCGAAGAUGCCAUCUAUAAAGUCAAUUUUUGAUGGUGAAUCAGACACAUCAGAGACGUCUGACAUGGGCACUAAUGAUGCUGAGGGGAGCUUUUCUAGUCAAUCAUCUUCAAAGCAGAAUGGAUCCCCCUAACUUGGAAAAUUGCUUGAUAGAAGAAAGGUGCUCGUCAUCAAUGAAUUAUCUCGAUGUUCAAGCAUCUGAUGCCGUCACGAUGCCACCUGUUGCAUUUGGUUUGUUGGUGGCUUUGCUUGCAGUAACUUCAGGUUUGAUCAAAGGCUCAAUUAGGUCUAUGGCAAAAGGAAACAGUCACAAGUGUUUUUUAAUCUUUUGUAACACAGUUAAAAACAAACAAGAGAAUGAAAAAGGAAAUUGAAAAUUAGAGUAAACACGGUCGUUUUAUAAUUUAGACAUAAAGCGGUGAAACGCUGUAUCAAGACAGUCAUUGCCAUAUAUAUACAAUGUGUUCUUUGCUUUGAAUUUAAUGAAUGAAACAUUUUCAU